This is a messenger RNA of Saccostrea cuccullata (small rock oyster), 3324 nucleotides long. Its product is annotated as sodium/calcium exchanger 3-like. NCBI's taxonomy places the organism in Eukaryota, Metazoa, Mollusca, Bivalvia, Ostreida, Ostreidae. Gene Ontology annotation, biological process: cell communication; calcium ion import across plasma membrane; sodium ion transmembrane transport. The transcript is spliced from 11 exons. Gene Ontology annotation, cellular component: axon; postsynapse; sarcolemma. Gene Ontology annotation, molecular function: calcium:sodium antiporter activity. The record is from RefSeq and is a predicted model, not a curated record. The coding region runs from base 186 to 2585 and encodes 799 amino acids.
ACCCGGUUUGUUUGUAUGUUUCGUCCGAGUAAGCGCGUGUAAAGCACUGCGUUAGCAACAAGUCAACACGCCAUGAACCUUGUUUAGAAGAUCUAUGGCUACGAUCAGGCGAGAAAAGGACCAUGCUUGAUCCCAGUCCAGCGAUUAAAUAAAGGUGGUGAUUUUACAUACAAAAAUAAGCAACAAUGUCGACUUGCCCCACGUCCUACACGUGCUCAGAUGAAGGGCUACUGUUACCCAUCGUGAGUGAAGCUACGUGGCCCAUUGGUGCCCGGGCCACUGUAUAUCUAGUGGGACUACUAUGGAGCUUUAUGGCCAUUUCCAUCAUAGCAGACAUUUUCAUGGCAGCCAUCUCAACCAUUACAAGUUUUACACAGGAAGUGAAAAUUCCAGACGACAGCGAGAGUGGUUACAGAACAGUAGAAGUGAAGCGCUGGAAUGGCACUGUAGCCAACCUUACUCUUAUGGCCCUCGGCUCUAGCGCUCCAGAAAUUCUACUUUCCAUCAUUGAAAUUGUAUUCAAUGAUUUCAAAGCUGGAGAGUUAGGUCCCAGUACUGUCGUGGGGUCAGCAGCAUUUAACCUCAUGGUCAUCUGUGGAGUAUGCGUCUUUGCGAUCCCCGCAAAUGAAACUAGGCGGAUCAGAAAGUUGAAGGUGUUCGCCAUCACCGCUGUGUUUUCUGUGUUGGCCUACGUCUGGCUUAUAAUAAUUCUAAUGGUGAACACUCCGGACUUUGUGGACCUGUGGGAGGCCAUCGUUACGCUCUUAAUGUUCCCUAUUUUAGUCAUUUUCGCUUACAUUCUAGACAAAGAUUACUUUGGAUCUGCAUCCGUAGACGACGAAACAGGAUUAGAAGUUGACAACCUUUUAUCACAAGAUCAUGCUGAUAAACAAGUUAUCGUUGAAAUGCUGCGGAGACUAAAAUCCAACCCAGAUGCGGACGAGAAAGAAAUUGCCCGUUUGACUGCCCACUUAAUGGAACAAAAUCAGCCUCACAACAGAGCGUGGUACCGAAUCAAUGCCAUCAGGACCAUGACGGGAGGAUCACCCCUCACCACCAAACUCACAAACAAAUCUAGCGAGUUGUUGGAGACUCUGUUGAUCGCUGAAGAGGCAGGUGGAGACCCGGACUUUGUCCAUCUCAGUGAGGGAGGUAAGAAGGCUAUCGUGGAGUUCGAAUCCCCCAGCACCGCCGUCAUCGAGAAAGAAGGGCGAGUUCGACUCAACAUCAUCCGACACGGCAACCUAAACCGAAGAGUUAUCUUCAGAGUGGAAACAGUUGACGGAACAGCGGAAGCGACGUCAGACUACAAAGCUGUGAAGAAGACAAUGGUGUUCGAACCAAACGAGACUCUGCUUUACAUCGAUAUCGAGAUAAUCGACGACAAUGUCUGGGAACCAGAUGAGGUGUUCUUUGUCCGUCUGUCGAUAGAACCGGAACAGGAAGCGGUGCUAGGAAAACACCCGGUCACACAAGUCACUAUCCUCAACGAUGACGAGCCCGGAACCAUACAGUUCGCCAAUCCCAGUUUCUUGUUCAAAGAGAGCGUUGGAACUGCACAAGUAAAAGUCGACCGGUCAAAUGGAUGUGAUGGAAAAAUUGUCGCCAAAUGGAAGACAAAAGAUAUCACUGCUGUUGGUGGGCGCGAUUACGAAAAUACAUCCGGUGAAGUUGUUUUUGAGCAUGGAGAAUUGACGAAAAUGAUUGAGAUCAACAUUAAAGACGAUUUGGAAUUUGAAAAAGAUGAAAAUUUUGAAGUGGAUCUCGUUGAAGUUAGCGGAGGUGCCAAAAUUGGAAAACUGAAACGCUGUGUUGUUACCAUUGUUAAUGAUGACGAGUUUGCCGGAUUCGUAAACAGGCUAGCUGAUCUGACAAAUGCCAAUCUUGAUGCCUUAAGAGUUGGCAAACAAUCAUGGGCAGAUCAGAUUCAGGAAGCCUUAAAUGUAAAUGGAGGAGAUUUAGAAACUGCAACUGCAUUCUCAUACGUUCUUCACUUCAUGACAUUUGGAUUUAAGAGUAUUUUUGCGCUUGUUCCACCACCUACGAUAUGGGGCGGAUGGCUCUGCUUCUUUGUCUCGCUUGGUUGUAUUGGUCUUCUGACUGCAAUAGUUGCCGAUCUGGCUAACAUUUUUGGCUGUCUCAUCGGAUUAGAGUCGGAAGUCACUGCUAUAACAUUUGUUGCGCUGGGAACCAGUUUACCCGAUCUUUUUGCCAGUAAAACAGCAGCUACCAUGGAGAGACAUGCGGAUUCUGCUAUUGGUAAUGUGACCGGAAGUAACUCAGUGAACGUAUUCUUAGGAUUGGGAUUGGCCUGGGUUGUCGCUUCAGCUUACUGGACUGCCAAGGGCGUGUCGUUUGAAGUCCCGGCUGGCAGUCUCGGUUUCAGUGUUGUGGUGUUCGCCGUUUUAGCUGUGGUGACUCUUGUUAUUAUCGUCAUCAGAAGAUUUGUGGGAGUGUUCGGCAAUGCCGAAUUAGGCGGACCUAAAAUUCCAAAAAUCCUUUCUGGGGGCACUAUGAUUUUUCUGUGGUUUGUUUAUGUUCUUCUUGCGUCAUUACAAACCUAUGAGUAUAUUGAAGGAUUUUAAAUUAAUUUUGUAUUAUAUUGUCUGUUACAGAUAUUUUGUAGUAUUUUUAUAACUCAGCUGUACUUAAUGAAUACUCCAAAUAUGUAUUUUAUUUAUAAGAUGGAUCUUUAGGGAACAAAUAGUGAAGAAUUUGUUCAUCUUAGUAAAUGUGUUUUUGUUAAGAGAGUGUUCGUUAUGUGAGAUGUUUAAAAGUAUGAGUGGAUGCAUAUAUAUGUAACUUUUUCUAACUUCCGGAAACUAGAGAGUUGAUAUUAUAGUGCUUAGUUUACACACGUGAGAAAUCGUUCUCCAGCUUUAUCUGUGAUAGUGCCUUAAGGAAGUAUUCAUAUUUUUAUAGAAACCUUUUAAACUUGCUAGCAGUGUUCUUUUGAACUUACAACUUAGAGCUUGUUUGCAACACGAACAAAAAAUUGAAUAGUAGUACAUGUAAUUUAUAUACAAUAUUUCAUGUUAAAUUAUGUAAAGUGCUAUUGACAAAUUACAUUUAUACAUUCAUUUUCGAAAUUUAGAAAAAGGAGAUUCGUGUAAAUAAGUAAAUUUUGAAUGUUUUAAAAACAUAUGUAAAUGUAUUUGUCAUUGAGAUGCUGUUUACAACCUUUCGUUUCGAGUUGUAACAUAGAAGAGUCUGCACUUUAGAAUUUUAUUCCGUGAUUUUCAGUUCAUUUCUAUUUGUAAUACACGACAAAUGUGGUGAGGUUCUCGCAUUUUAAAGAGAGAAAUAAAGACUUUUUGAAGUUUU